This is a messenger RNA of Chinchilla lanigera (long-tailed chinchilla), 1522 nucleotides long. It is a transcript of the gene Nhej1, whose product is annotated as nonhomologous end-joining factor 1. Gene Ontology annotation, biological process: double-strand break repair via nonhomologous end joining. The transcript is spliced from 8 exons. Gene Ontology annotation, molecular function: DNA end binding. NCBI's taxonomy places the organism in Eukaryota, Metazoa, Chordata, Mammalia, Rodentia, Chinchillidae. Bases 140 to 1096 code for a protein of 318 amino acids. The record is from RefSeq and is a predicted model, not a curated record. Gene Ontology annotation, cellular component: DNA ligase IV complex; nucleus.
GGGUCAGGGGCCGGCCGAGCGCCGAGGACUUGUGUGCAGCCGGCGGGUGGGCCCCGGCACGGACUUUUCCGCCCAACAGACACCGCGCGCAACCGAGGCUUUGGGGCCGACCGACCUCUGGGAGUGGGCGGGACUGCGCAUGCGCAGUCCGCCUCCGGAAACUGCGGGGCUCGCGGGCUUCACUGACUUAUCUUGGAUGGAGGAACUGGAGCAAGGCCUGUUGAUGCAGCCGUGGGCAUGGCUACCGCUCCCUGAGAACUCCGUCCUGGCCAAGGCGUAUAUCACUAAGCAGGGCUAUGCCUUGCUAGUUUCAGAUCUUCAGCAGAUGUGGCACGAACAGAUGGAUACUAGUGAGGUGAGCCAGCGAGCCAAGGAGCUGAACAAGCGCCUGACUGCGCCCCCUGAAGCUUUUCUCUGUCAUUUGGAUAAUCUGCUUUGCUCAUUGUUGAAAGACGGUGCCCAACCUGAUGAAGCUGCUUUCUGCUGUGAUCGCGGGGCAGAGGCACUGAUUCUCCGGGUGCGGAGCGAGCUCUCCGGCCUCCCCUUCUAUUGGCAUUUUCACUGCAGCCUGGCUAGUCCUUCUCUGGUCUCCCGACAUUUGAUUCGUCCUCUGAUGGGCAUGAGUCUGGCAUUGCAAUGCCACGUGAGGGAGCUAGCAACCUUGCUUCGGAUGAAAGAUCUAGAGAUCCAGGACUACCAGGAGAGUGGGGCUACAUUGAGCAGAGGUAGAUUGAAGACAGAGCCAUUUGAAGAAAAUUCUUUCUUGGACAAAUUUUUGGUAGAGAAACUACCGGAGGCAUGCGAUGUCGGCGACGGAAGGCCCUUUGUCCUGAAUCUGCAGAGUCUGUAUGUGGCAGUCACCAAACAGGAACUCCAAGUGGGACAGAAGCACCCAGGUGCUGGGGAUCCUCAGACCACAAGCACUGCCUCCCCUGGAGGAACUGGUAGCCAACUUCUGAGCCAGCCACAACAGCUGGGCUCUUCAGAAGCAUGCUCCUCAGCGCUUGAGGAAGAGCCUGCUGGUACUGCGGGUCUUACACAGAGACCUCAACUCUCAAAGGCCAAGCGGAAGAAGCCAAGGGGGCUCUUCAGCUAAUCUGUCAUGGUCUCAGCUGCUGGCAUGGACCAGAAUUGCUUCCAAGCAUCACCCGGAAAGGAGCUCCAUGGCACAGUAUCUCUCGGGCAGACAUACUGUCAGGGGCUACCGUCAGGGCAAGAGGACGAAGUUCGUGUCGACAGGCCACCUGAACGGGACUGUUCACCAAGCAAAGCUUGGUUCCAGCCAGCCUGGCCUUCCCUGUCUGAGUGGAAGCUUGUCUCUGGGAGUCCAUGCUUUCCUCUCUCUUGGUGGAGGUCCUUCAGACCCGGGCCUGACUUGGGUGUGUACAUCCGGUCUGCAAAAAGUACAACAUGCUCGGGAAGCCUUGUCUGCCUUUCUCCAGAGUCCCUAGCCAGCCCCAGAUACUCCCCAGAGACCCACUUCUCUCUUUGGCACAGAAUAAAACCACUUACAAUGCCCUGC